Rotaria sp. Silwood2 is the source of this 609-nucleotide messenger RNA. The record is from the annotation of a GenBank genome assembly. Lineage: Eukaryota; Metazoa; Rotifera; Eurotatoria; Philodinida; Philodinidae.
AUGGAUACAAAUAGUGAAAAUAAAGCAAAUAUUCUACGAAAAAAACCAUCCAUUCGACAAGAUGGUUCUUAUCGAAUAUUUCAUAUAACAAAAAAAAACAAAGAUGAAAGUGAUGAUGAGGAUAAUUUACACACAAAAAAUGAACAAAUAAUUAAUAAAGAAAAUCAUAUAAAAACUAAAUAUCAAAAAAGAUCUUUAAAAGCAUCUAAUCGACAUGGAUCAAAUGAUGCAGCAUCAAAACAACUCUUAACAGACAAUAUACAACAUGAUAAACAAAAUAAUAUCGGUGAAUCAUCUCAAACAGAUACUUUAAUAGAAGCUAUCGAUGAAACCAUGGUUCAUAAUGAUGCUACACUUGAUAAUUUACUUGCUCGAGCUGACAAACUUGAAGUAACUGUUAAACAACAAGAUUUCAAUAAAAUUCAACCAAUAUCACAAACACGUUUUCAUCGAAGACGAAAAAGUUGUAUAAUUGCUUUUAGUACUGUUCUCAUAGCAUUCAUUAUUUUUAUAAUUAUUUUAAUAUCUGUUGUGGUUAUGACAUUAAAACAUAAAGCAAAUAUCAGUCGAACAUCAAAAUCUUCAUCAAUUUAUAAUUCCAAUGGAUGA